This is a messenger RNA of Solanum verrucosum, 1516 nucleotides long. RefSeq lists its product as uncharacterized. Gene Ontology annotation, molecular function: chitin binding; oligosaccharide binding. The transcript has 8 exons. Lineage: Eukaryota; Viridiplantae; Streptophyta; Magnoliopsida; Solanales; Solanaceae. The record is from RefSeq and is a predicted model, not a curated record. Gene Ontology annotation, biological process: carbohydrate metabolic process. Gene Ontology annotation, cellular component: extracellular region. The coding region runs from base 38 to 1363 and encodes 441 amino acids.
GGUAAAAUUGCAGCUGCAGUUUGUACCGAUCAUAAAAAUGGCGGCUAAGAAGCGAAGCAGCCGAAUUAGUUCCAGCUCGAGCUCCAGCUCAAGCCACCGAUCCGAAGCAUUCAAGCCUUCAUCGCCCGACUCAGUAAAAUCUCAGACGAAUCGCCAUCGUUGGCUCAUCACCAUCUUCUUCACUCUGUUCUUCAUAAUUUCAUUACUAAUUUACUGUCAAAGAUACUACUACUACUACACUGCUACCACUGUUGUUGUUGAUGUUGAGAAGCCCUAUGUUUACCAGCGUGGACUUGUUAAAGUCGAUUCGACUUACCGUGAAGUAAUCGAUGAGAAUUUGAAUGUUUCGGAAAAUAUUAGUCAGAGGCAUUUUGGGAAUCCUGUUCUGGCCUAUAUUACUCCGUGGAAUUCAAAAGGCUAUGACGUGGCAAAGAAGUUCAGUUCUAAAAUUACGCAUUUGUCACCUGUUUGGUAUGAACUGAAGAAUGAAGGAAGUAAAUUAGUUCUGCAUGGAAGACAUAAUGCUGAUAGAGGAUGGAUUUCAGACAUUCGAAUGAAAGGAAAUGCUCUGAUUUUACCUAGAGUUGUCCUGGAGGCGAUUCCUCUGGACUUGCUUAAGAAGAAGAAGCUUAGAGAGAAAGCAAUCAACCUUAUCAUAAUGGAGUGCAAGGAAAUGGAGUAUGAUGGUAUUGUACUUGAGUCCUGGUCAAGAUGGGUAGCUUAUGGCAUCUUGCAUAAUUCAGAUAUGAGAAAUCUGGCAUUGCAAUUUAUAAAGCAACUUGGAGAAGCUAUGCAUUCUGUGCACUUAGAAAGGAAUGGCAAGACAAAUCUGCAGUUAGUUUAUGUGAUAGGCCCACCGAGUACAGAUAAGCUGCAAGAGCAUGACUUUGGACCAGAAGAUUUACAAGCCCUUUAUGAUGCUGUAGAUGGUUUCUCUCUCAUGACUUAUGACCAUUCAAGUCCUUAUAAUCCGGGUCCCAAUGCACCUCUUAAGUGGAUACGCUCCACCUUGCAUCUUCUUGUGGGUGCUGGCAGCAAAAGUAGGAGAUUGGGUGAAAAAAUCUUUGUCGGGAUCAACUUCUAUGGCAACGAUUUUGUCAUGUCUGGAGGUUUAGGCGGGGGACCUAUCAUAGCACAUGAGUAUCUCUCUUUGCUGGAGCAGCACAAGCCUUUAUUUCAGUGGGAGGGGAAUAGCGCUGAACAUUUCUUCUUGUACUCUGACAAUCAGCAUGUCCAGCAUGCUGUAUUCUACCCAACGCUCAUGUCACUUGCAAUGCGACUUGAGGAAGCUCGUUCAUGGGGCGCAGGCAUAUCAAUUUGGGAAAUUGGUCAAGGUUUGGAGUACUUUUUUGAUAUUUUGUAGUGUUUUUAUCUUCACUUGGUGUCGGUGCCUAGUCUUACAUUCCAUUUGUUUGAUUAAAUAGUCGAAAGAGACUAUGUUGCUACAGUUGUCAUGGAUUAGUUUUUGAAUCUAGAAUGCGGCUCUAUGCUACCAUUUUCACUUCGCUUGCGGUUU